AAGGGAAACAAAAACAAAACAAACACAAAAAAAUUCAUCAAUUAUUAACUCACAAAUGCGACAAGCUUCAUCAUUCUCUCUUCACCGCAUCGCUGCUGUGUUCGUCGACUCUCCUCCUACACUCACCUUUGCCAUGUCCUCCUUUCCUCGACCUCCGUUCAGAGAAGGCCGUGGUAGUCGAGGUCGCCGGAGUUUCUCUAAUCGCACACCGUCUAUUUCCGGAGACUCACAUUUUCAAUCUUUAUAUGAUGCACAUUCAAAUUUUCGAAGAAAUAACGAUUUUCGCCCGAUUAUUAAUAAUUGUCAGAGUUUGAAUUCUUCGUCAAAUAGUGAUGCUGGUGGUAAUUACAGUUAUAGAGGAAGAAAUUCGCGGUUUAAUCAAAGGACUAAUCAAUUGCCGGGAGUUAAGUUUCAGCGGCCGAAACCUGCAGAUUAUAGGACUUGGGAGUUUGCGAAAGUGCCUCCUCCUAAUGCUGAGCGGUUUGUUGUUCUCUCUUAUAACAUACUUGCAGAUUACCUUGCUAACAACCAUCGAAAACUAUACUUUCACAUUCCGCGCCGAUUUAUGAGUUGGGAGUGGCGGAAGGGCAACAUACUUUUUGAGCUACGGUUGUGGUCGCCCGACAUAAUCUGCUUUCAGGAAGUUGACAGAUUUCAUGAUUUGGAAGAGGACUUGAGGGUUCGUGGAUACAGCGGCAUAUGGAAGAUGCGAACUGGUGAUCCAAUUGAUGGGUGUGCUAUCUUUUGGCGAACAACAAGGUUUAAGCUGAUGUAUGAAGAGUGUAUUGAGUUCAACAAACAUGGAAUGCGGGAUAACGUUGCUCAAAUUUGUGUUCUAGAGUCAUUACUUCCAAAUCAUAAAAGAGACCGGUUGGCUUCAUCACUAAGCUCAGAAGGCUCUAAUAGAGUUGUCAUCUGCAACAUUCAUGUGCUUUACAAUCCAAGAAGAGGAGAAAUCAAGCUAGGCCAGGUCAGGAUACUUCUUGAAAAGGCUCAAGCUGUAUCGAAGAUGUGGGAGGAUGCGCCAGUGGUCCUAUGUGGUGAUUUUAAUUGCACUCCAAAGAGUCCACUGUACAACUUCAUAUCUGAGCAGAAGCUAGAUAUAUCUGAAGUAGACAGAGACAAGGUAUCUGGACAAGCGUCUGCUGAGAUUCAACCUCCACCCAGACAAUAUGGCCCUCAAUUUAGGGAACAGCCAACUCGCAAUAUGGCCAUUCCCACAACAGUACAAUAUAAUAAUAUUGAUACGAGCCAGCACCAUUUACUUGAAAAUGAGAAUGAGGGACAAAGCAUUAUUGAGAAUAACCAAACUCCAGUUAGCCUGGAAAACUCUUCUGUUGUUUCUAUGCUAAGUGUGCCAGUGACAUCUUUUAAGGAGAAUAGAGGGCUAAAUGAAUUGAGUGAUAAUUUGAACAGUCAGGGUCAUCUUGCUGAAUUGAAUAAAGAUGAGAAUCCAUCAGCCAAAGUUGCUGAAACCAAUGAGACAUUAAGAGGUCCUGAAAAUGCGAUUAGCUCCUCUUUGACGCUCAAGGAGAAAAUGAAAGGAAUUUUAACAACUGAAGACAGUAGCACCCACAAUGGUGAUAGAUUGUCUUCUGUUAGACAUGACUUUGGCAGGAAUAAUGUGGAAAAGGAUGGUAAUAACUCAAACUUGUCUCAUUUAGACAACAUCCAAACACAUUCGUCAGAAUCGGAUGAAGAAAACAUGCUAGAUGUAAAAAUGACUGGGCUUUCACUCAAUGUGAUUGAUGAAUCUUCAGAAGAUGAAGGAGAUUUAGGUGAAGAUGCUGAGGACUGCUUGUCUGAGAUAAGCAAUUGUAGGGAUGCCUUUCCUCCAAAUCUGGGUGAUGUGGUUCCUGAACAUGAGACCGUUGAUGUGGACAAACCUUAUGAUCCAUCUCUUUGGACACCGUUGGAGAUAACUACUGCCACAGGAAAUGUUGAUAGUACUGUUCUUGAGCACCCUUUAAAGCUUAAGAGCACUUACACAGAAGUGGUGGGCUCUACUGGGACGAGAGAUUCAAAUGGAGAGCCAUUGGUGACUAGUUAUAACACUUGUUUCAUGGGAACUGUUGAUUACAUAUGGCGAUCUGAAGGUCUUUGUACCGCUAAAGUUCUUGCUCCAAUUUCAAAAUUAGCUAUGCAACCUAGUGGGGGAUUCCCAACAAAGAAAUGGGGAAGUGAUCAUAUUGCGUUGGCUUCUGAAUUGGUUUUCAUCAAGAAGUGAUAAUGUUAAGGUGGAGUAGCCGACAUCUUGGCUCUAUGAACAUAAUUUAGCGAGAAUGUUGAGGUUGUGUACCUGAUAUCUUGGUACUUCCACUAAGUUGUUCCCUUCCCGAAGGAGGUUCAUAAACACACGUAGCUUUCAGCCAAUGACAUAUUUGAUGUGACAGUGAGCCUCCAUAAUCGGCCUAAAAAUAGUGAUUGCGAUUGGCUGGGAAUUCAGGAACAUGGAAAUAAAGCUGAUAUUAUCAUAAUUCAAGGAAUAUAUAGAUUUGGAUAUUUAUAGCAUCAGUUAUCAAUCAUAAACGAUAAGAUUAUGUACAUUCGACUCUUAAAUACGCUUAGGUGAAAGCCACUUGUGGCUUAGGUUUAAUGUAUUGUUUAUUUUCAAUCAAGUUUUGCACAUUAAUGACAACUUUUAUUCAUUUUGCAAAUUCUAAGUUUCCAUUAAAGAUUGUAUCAACAUUGGAAUUUUCUCAAUAAGAGCUCUUUUACGAAGAGUGUACAUUAAAGAUUGUCUCGACUUGUCUUUUAAAAAUUAAUUUUCGGAUUUCCACCACUUUUCUUUGCUCAUUAAUACCAAUAAUUGUGAGAGCUUUGUGACUCCUUCCAUUUGUAUUUUUGGUUCUAGGAAAGGAUGGAAAUUGGCUUAUAGAUGUAUAAGAUCAGCCGUUGAAUUAAUGGUUAAAGUCCCAACUCCUAUUGUUUUUGUUUCAAUUGGUUCUUUUCCCUUGAAUUUUAUACAGCCAGUUUCAACCAUCUUCUAUUCUAGGAAUGCGAUUUACCAAUAAUAUAUAUAAAUAUAAAUAAUUCUCCCUAAAAAACAUGUAAAAUGUCUACAGAAUGCCUUUUCCAUUCUAAAUCAUCUGCCAAAUAUUACACUCCUUUUACAGUACUAGUGCAAUAAACAGUAAUCUUCCUCAACACAUGUAACCACAUCUGAUGAGGUAAUUUUAAUGUAUAGAUUCCCAAGUUCCCUAGAGUCCCUAUAAGUCAUUCUACAGGAACCUGUCCAAGAUAGUAGUGUGGAGUGGGUCGCUCAAAUGGGUUGCCCAGUUGUCGAGUGGGCCUUUACCGGUUACAGCAGCUUGAACAGCAAAGCCAAGGAAGCCAACCAUUGCUAAUCUAGCAUGCUUGAUCUCAGCUAACUGAAGGGUUGAUUUCUUUUCUGGGUCAGAUGCUAAACCCAACGGGUCAAAGCUUCCACCUGGGUAAAGUCUCUUUUCUGGGUCAAGCUCUGCAUUCCUCUGGAACUCAAUGAACCCAAUCACCAAUACUUCAAUCCAGAUCAAUGUGGUCAUUGAGAACGGAAGUGGUUGACCAAGGUAGGAUGAUCCUUCAAUGAGCUCCACCUACAAAACAACAAACACUAAAUGUCAAAGAGCUAAUCCUGUGAGAGAUUGUCUUUUGGUGAGACGAUUUGCCAUUUAACCCAUGUAUGAGGUGCAUCUCUUGGUGAUACCGUCUUAUACAACAAUUUGUUAUUGCUAAACGAAUUUAAUUUUUAAAUUUCACCGGUGCUAGUAGAAAAGUUAAAGCCCAUACCAAAACCAAUUUAAUUUGUAUAAACCCAAUAGCAAAAAUUGUUGUAUUAACAAAAGAUCACAGCUUAAGCUUACCUUGCCAGCAUCUUGCCAUGUAACACCAGUGAGCCACUCAACAGUUAGAGCACCAAGAGUAGCCAACAUAGCCCAUCUUCCAUGGAUAAGCUCACACUCCCUAAACCUUUGAAGCCCAAAAACUUCACUGUAUGGCUGCAAUGAUGUCGCCUUAACGUCAUCCGACUCAGUCCUGGUUCCAAUAAUGUCACCAGCCACAUUCUUGGCCAAGUUCUGAUCCAAUCCAUCAUAGUCAAAUUGUAAGUACUCUGCUGGUUUC
Amaranthus tricolor (Joseph's coat) is the source of this 4101-nucleotide messenger RNA. RefSeq names its product carbon catabolite repressor protein 4 homolog 6. The record is from RefSeq and is a predicted model, not a curated record. NCBI's taxonomy places the organism in Eukaryota, Viridiplantae, Streptophyta, Magnoliopsida, Caryophyllales, Amaranthaceae. Bases 56 to 2227 code for a protein of 723 amino acids. The transcript is spliced from 17 exons. Gene Ontology annotation, molecular function: 3'-5'-RNA exonuclease activity.